Molecule: messenger RNA, 5549 nt
Organism: Odocoileus virginianus texanus
Lineage: Eukaryota; Metazoa; Chordata; Mammalia; Artiodactyla; Cervidae
Gene: PHACTR4
Product: phosphatase and actin regulator 4
Biological process (GO): actin cytoskeleton organization; neural crest cell migration
Molecular function (GO): actin binding
Source: RefSeq, a predicted model, not a curated record
AGCCCAAGAAAAUAAAAUCUACCAGUUUCCACUUUUCCCCAUCUGUUUGCCAAAAAGGUGAUUAGGUAUCAAAAAGAUAGUGGAAGCAGGCUAGAUUGGAUGUAUUUUCAUUUUAAGACUUUACAGACAGCAACUUUCUGUGAUUUUGUUACUGCCUUUCUAUAAAGUUUUUUGGCUAUUUUUCUUUGUAAAAGUAUCACAUAGCACUUACAAUUUUUACUUUCGCAUUGUUAGUUUGAGGGUUUUUUGUUUGUCUUGGCUUGGUUUUUGGUUUUUUAUAUUAUCUUCUCUGUUACUUUUAACCAAACAGGCAUUUUCCUGUGUGUCUUUUGGAACUGAGUGAAGUUCAGUCAUUGGGUGGGUUAGCAAGAGAUUUAAAGUCUCAGUCUGUCCCUGCCUCAGUAAGGAAGGCUAAUAUUUGAGAAAGAACAGCUUAUGUUACUUAGCUCCAUUCCUGAAAGUGUUAUCAUUAACAUAUGUUAAAUAUUAUAUAAUGAAUGCUCUGCAGUGUCUUCAGGUCUCACUGACAUUCCAUAACUGGUAGAAUACUGUCUUAGUUAAAGCACUCACUCUUAAAAGCAGUACCACGUGUUCACGCUAGUGUUACUCUUGGUAGUCAGUCCCAGGACAGGAGCAACCAACCUUGAAAGAAUAUGAUCCAGUGUUAUAUUCUAUUGCAUUUCAUGUAAGGAAUUAGAAUAGUCGAGACCCAGGAUGCCCUCAAGUAAAGACAUCAAUGGUGUCAUUUUCGUCUCUUGCACUUCAGGAACCGGGCCCCUGUUUUGCCCUUGUCAUUUUAGGCAAAGUAAUAUAUCAGCAGCCAUCACUGCAGUCACUCUAAUUACGAUUGUGUAAAUCAACAGACUUCUCUAGACUCAACACCUAUCAACUGUUGAACUCGGCAUGUGUUUCUUAAAAAAAAUUAAUGCUUAUUGAUUGUAUGUUUUCUCUUGUGAAAAAAUGUCUAUUAAGAGGGUUUUUUUAGUGCCUGUAUUAUGCUUCUUUGUUUCUGCCCACCUCCAAAUGCAUUAUUUGCUUCAAAUGUGAAGUUAUUUACAAUAAAUAUGUUAACUUAUUACGCGUGACUAUAUAGUAUGUUACCCUUGAUGUAUUUCUACAAAGUAAAGGCCUCACUUUAAUUCCAGGAUUGUUAUUCCACAUGACUCUUUUUUUUUCUUCUCCUCUAGACUUCUCCAAAGAGCCCUGGGACAAAGAAAUAGGUCAGCCCACUGCAGACCUAGGCAUGGUCAUGGACUGUGUGGAAGCAGGAGACAUAACGCCUCCUACCAAAAGGAAGAGCAAGUUCUCAGGCUUUGGCAAGAUCUUCAAGCCCUGGAAAUGGCGGAAAAAAAAAAGUGAUAAGUUCAAAGAGACAUCAGAAGUUUUAGAGAGAAAAAUAUCUAUGCGAAAACCGAGAGAAGAGCUGGUUAAAAGAGGGGUUCUGUUGGAAGACUCUGAGCAGGGUGGUGAGGAUCCAGGGAAGCUGAGCCAUGCCAUGUUAAAGAAUGGCCACACCGCCCUCAUAGGGAGCGCCAGACCUUCUAGUCCAAUCCAGGUAGAGGAGGAGUCGGGAAGAAUAGCAAGUCUUAGGAAGCCUGUUCCAGAAGAGGAGCCGAAGAAGCGACUAGGCUCCACUGGAAGCCAGCCUCAUUCUGAAGCAGAAUUCAUCCCUGAGAGUGUACCUAAACAGCCUUUACUUCCCCCUAAAAGACACUUGUCCUCUUCUCACGAAGCAAAUGAAGGGCAAGCAAAGGAUGCCACUUCCUCUGGCAACUCGGCAAGACCCAGCUCGUCUGCCUCCACCACUGCCAUCACCACAGCACCUGCUGCUACCAUGGUUGCCACGAACCCGGCAAAAACUGUCCAUUCCUCUGGCCCCCCUUCCCAAGCGCCCAGGACUCUGCCCGCUGCUCCUGCCAGCACUACCACCACUGCCACCCUGAGCCUUUCUCACACAGGCCCUGCCAAGCAGCCCCCUAUUCCACCCCCAAAACCAACCCACAGAAACAGCAACCCUGUCAUUGCUGAACUGUCCCAAGCAAUAAACAGUGGUACGUUGUUAUCAAAGCCAUCCCCACCUUUACCACCGAAGAGAGGCAUUCCGUCAGCCUUGGUACCCACCUCAGAGUCUGCUGCUGCUGCCACCACCGCUACAAAAGCACCAAGUGAUCAGAGAGAGAAGAGCACAUGCUCUGUGGGCUCUGAACCCCUGCUGACUCCCUCCCCCUCCUCCCCACUGCCUACUCAUAUACCUCCAGAGCCCCCUCGGUCCCCUCCAUUCCCUGCUAAGACUUUUCAGGUUGUGCCAGAAAUUGAGUUUCCACCUUCCUUAGACCUACCCCAGGAGAUUGUCCAGCAGGAAAGUCAGAAAAGGGAAGUACCCAAGAAGAUGUUGGACCACAGCUUCGGGGAGCCCCAGGUGCCCCCUAGGCUGCCCCCGGUCCCGCUGCACAUCCGAAUCCAGCAGGCCCUGACCAGCCCACUCCCCAUGACUCCUCCCUUGGAGGGCUCUCAUAGAGCUCAUUCGUUGCUCUUCGAGAACAGUGACGGCUUUUCUGAGGACAGCAGUACCCUGGGUCGGACCAGGUCACUUCCCAUCACUAUUGAAAUGCUAAAAGUUCCAGACGAUGAAGAAGAGGAGGAGCAAAGCCACAUAUUUGCAUUCGAUGAAGAUGUAGCAUCUACCUCAGCCGUUCCUGAACUCCCGCAGUGUCUGCAGGAGGAGGAAGAAGGGAAAGAGAGUGACUCUGAUUCAGAAGGUCCCAUUCAAUACCGAGAUGAAGAGGACGAAGAUGAAAGCCAUCAUAGUGCUCUGGCCAACAAAGUGAAGAGGAAAGACACGCUGGCAAUGAAGUUGAACCACAAACCUAGUGAACCAGAAAUGAACAUGAAUUCUUGGCCUCGAAAAAGCAAAGAGGAGUGGAAUGAAAUCCGGCACCAGAUUGGGAACACACUAAUCAGACGACUGAGUCAGAGACCAACACCAGAAGAACUAGAACAACGGAACAUACUACAACCUAAAAAUGAAGCUGAUCGUCAGGCAGAAAAACGAGAGAUUAAACGUCGGCUCACCAGAAAGCUCAGUCAAAGGCCAACUGUGGCUGAACUACUUGCCAGGAAGAUUCUGAGGUUUAAUGAAUAUGUGGAAGUAACAGAUGCUCACGAUUAUGACCGGCGAGCUGACAAACCUUGGACCAAACUGACCCCUGCUGACAAGGCUGCCAUAAGGAAAGAAUUAAAUGAGUUUAAAAGCUCAGAGAUGGAAGUUCAUGAGGAGAGUAAACAUUUUACACGCUACCACCGUCCAUGAUGCUGAAGUUUGAGAGAGAAUCUAAACAACCCCCCAACACAGGGCUGCUUCAGUGUGCAGGGAGACACGGAGGGGACUUCAGCACUUCCCAGCACAGCCAGAAUUGAGUCCUCUAGGCUACAGUUCUGCGGUGAACAGCACUUCGAUGAAUGUAGCUUUUCACUGGAAUGGAUUCUCACGUGCUGCCUUGGGCAAAACUGAACAUUUUGUCAGUGCUUUUGAACCUUGUAAUAUUGCAGCAUACCUGAGGGGUCUUCCCUCAACAGCCUCAAUGUUCUGGGUCACUUGCAGGUUCCAAGUUUUAUUGGUUGAACCUCACCCACGAUGACUGCCUGUGCUAAAGGCACAGUUUGCACCAUUGGCCUUACCAGCCCUGUCCUGUUCUGAGACCCACUUGUAUAGAUGCUAAAUUCUAGCCAUCACAUCUCAUUGGUGAUGGGGGAAACCUGCUGGAGGCCCCCAAGCUUCUGGGAAAAGGGGCCAUCUCCAGGGAGAAGCAUAUCAGCUGAAAGCACUGCACUGUACUUUUUGUAACACAGCAAUACAGUCCUCUUCAGGCAACCCAGCCCGGGAGAAGCUCCGGAUCUGACAUUUUCUUCUUUUGGCACAAGUCAUUCUGAUUUUUAUUUUUUUUUUUUUUUAAUCUUGAAGAAAUGAUGGGAGCUUAACAUUUUUCCUAUCUGUUAAACAGUCUUGAGCUGCAGCUAGAUUCCAAGUUGGAAAAAUGAGACAGCAUAUAUGUUUUCUAUAUAUAAAAACAAAACCAAAAAAGGGCCUUUACAUUAAGGCCAACUUGGCAGAAAACUGACUCAUGGCUCGAGUUGUUCAGACUGUUGUAUUUUUGUUGUACCAGAUGAUAACUCUAAAUCAUUCUAACCAACAGAUGCAUUCUCUCCCCUGAAGCAGAGUUGCAGCUCUGCGGGAGCACCCGUGUGCUGUCAGCCCCCACAGUUUCAGCCAGAAUCACAGCGAGGUCCUGGGGGUGUGGGGGCUAGACAGAAAAAGGUCCUUGGAGAAGCAGUUGGGAGGGGCGAGACCAUGACCCGCCGCUCCUGUCUGUUCCUCAGUCCUGUCCACCCUCCCCUGCUGCCCUCUUCCCGUUACCUCCCAGCACUGACCCUCCUGCUCACCGUGUCUGGCAGCUUCCACCUCACUCAGCCCUCCUCUUCCAAGCUGCAGCCCGUGCAGUUAGUUGGUGCCUGGGCAUUGGCUCAGCCCCCACACCCUUUUAUAUGUGUAAUAUAUAUUAAUAUGAUUUCCUGAAACAGACGAUUCAGUUGCUUUCUUUGAAUUUUUGUUGAAAACCAUAUGCCUUACUGUGUCCCUCUAAUUCCUAUCCACUCUAAGUGGAAGAGGAAGAAAAGUUUCUAUUAAACUGAUGAAUGUGGCUUUUUCCCCUGAAUGUUCAGAAAAUUGUGGCUCUAUUAUAGAUUUUUUCUGACUUCUUCUGCCAGUCCUUGUCCCGUAUGUGCUCUUCCAGUAGAUUUUUCUCUGUUCCUCCUUUUGCGUCCAUGUAAGAUUUGCUGAAGAAUCAGAAUAUCAGGUCAAAACAAAGCUAAAAGUGACCUUAAAAGGUAGUAUGUUCUCUCCAUAUGGGGAAUAGGGAGGUGUUUGGAUUUUUCAGUAACUGUCAAGUGCUUUAUGGCCAUGGAGAUACACUGGGCUUACAUCCCCUGCAAGCUCACUGACGUUCGGGAUGCCUGAGGAAAGAUAAAGAGAUGAUCCUACAAAGCUGUAGAACACACAUUAAGUGUUGACUUCUAACCUUUCUGUCUUGUUGGUUUGGAAACUACUUGGCUUUUGCCAGCAUCCUCUGUGGCUUCAGAUGGCAUUUUUCACACCCCAUUCGCUCCCUUCUUUCCCUUCAUGUGCCAAGCUUGAAACAGGGUUUGAUCUCCUGAGCUACUUGUUCGCUUCCUAUGUGCCACCAAGGAAUCUAAUUCAUCUUUCAUCUCACUCAUGUUCUUUUGAAAUAAGAUACUUUGGGAGUCAAGUCCUUUCAGGUGUUUAUAUAAAUAUAUAUAUAUAUAUAUAUAAAGUGGAUUUUGUGUUCUCCUUCCAUGUAAGUAAUAAUUCACAAUCAUAAUGUAAAGAAGAAAUAGAAAUCUGUUGUAUUGUACUUCAAGAUGCUUCCCUGAUGUACAGAAUCUCCUUGUAAAAUAAAUAAUUGCAUUGUAUAUUAGUCUUCCUAUCAAUAUUAAUUAUUAAUGUAUUUUAGAAUUAAAAAGGACAAAUUAUA